AUGCCCGCCUUUGAAUCUAUUGAAGAUCCCGAAGAGGUUCGACCUCUGAUGAGGCUUCCUUUUCCUCCAGUCCAAAAAUCGCAAAUCCUUCACUGCUCUUAUGAUUAUUGGCACCAGAAAUACCGAUCCUCAACACUGAAAUCCCGAAUCAUUCCUCUCUCCGCCCCAUUCCUCUCGUACCUUCGCGAAGACGGCAUUGUCCUCCCCCCAGAGACUCAAGCGACGAACUCUAACUACGAGGACAAUACCACAAGUGAAGGCUGGGAUGAUGAUAGUCAAGAUUCAGACCCGUCUCUUAGAUUUUCUGAAAUCCACCAACAAAUCAAAGACACAAUCACCGAGCUUGGUGGCCUCGUGGCCCCUAAACUCAACUGGUCGGCCCCCAAAGAUGCGACAUGGAUCAAUAUGAAAAAGAAUAGCAUGGAAUGUGCGACUGCCAACGAUAUCUACCUCUUAUUCAAGUCCUCAGAUUUUAUAAACCACGAUUUAGAGCACGCGUUUGAUGACUGCGCUGAGGAUGGGCCACAACAGCCGCAACAUAUUAACUACGUUCUAGUUUUAAGGAAAUGGUUCAAAGUCAACCCAUCCUGCGAAUUCCGAUGCUUCGUAAGAGGCAGGAGGUUAAUUGGGAUUUGUCAGAGGGAUCUAAAUCAUUUUGAAUUCUUGUUCCCAUUGAGAGACCAAAUAAGGGACACAAUACAAAGGUAUUUCGACGGCACGUUGAAGGGUACGUUCCCGGAUGAAAAUUUCGCCUUCGAUAUCUAUCUUCCCGAACCAUAUGACCAAGUCAGGCUUGUGGAUAUAAACCCUUGGGCACCACGCACCGAUCCGCUAUUAUUCUCUUGGCUAGAACUUCUUACGAUGCGACUUCCUCCUCCACUUCUGGGUAUCCCGGAUUCGUCCCCAGACCCACCUCUACAGUUCUCUAGCGAUGAGGAUACUCAGGACGAGGGCGUGGAAGAACUAGAGUGGAAGCCGGAGGUUCGACUGGUGAACAAGGAUGACCCAGAGGCAUACAGCUUUGCAAGCCCGCAAUAUAGUGCCCAUAAGUUACCAAAAGAUGUCGUUGAUGCGAGUUUAGGAGGCGAGAGUAGCAUGAUGGAUUUUGCCCGAAAUUGGGAGAAAAUGGUCAAUGGGCAGCUCGACAUGCAACAUGCGAGCGACGACGAAGGCUCCGUCGAAGGCAAUAUCCCAACCACGGAUAUAUAG
Venustampulla echinocandica is the source of this 1209-nucleotide messenger RNA. RefSeq lists its product as uncharacterized. The record is from RefSeq and is a predicted model, not a curated record. The transcript has 2 exons. Gene Ontology annotation, cellular component: cytoplasm. Lineage: Eukaryota; Fungi; Ascomycota; Leotiomycetes; Helotiales; Pleuroascaceae. Bases 1 to 1209 code for a protein of 402 amino acids.